Micromonas pusilla CCMP1545 is the source of this 11652-nucleotide messenger RNA. It is a transcript of the gene DHC6, whose product is annotated as flagellar inner arm dynein heavy chain. Gene Ontology annotation, molecular function: calcium ion binding; dynein intermediate chain binding; minus-end-directed microtubule motor activity. The transcript is spliced from 6 exons. Gene Ontology annotation, biological process: microtubule-based movement. Bases 1 to 11529 code for a protein of 3842 amino acids. Gene Ontology annotation, cellular component: dynein complex. The record is from RefSeq and is a predicted model, not a curated record. NCBI's taxonomy places the organism in Eukaryota, Viridiplantae, Chlorophyta, Mamiellophyceae, Mamiellales, Mamiellaceae.
AUGGCGUCGACGCCUUCGGAGCCGAGCGGCGCGAUGCCGCGCGAGACGUUCGCGCGUCUCCUCCGCGGGAUGCUCGACGAGACGAGGGAGGACUACCUGCGCGCGAUGAAGAAGUCGAUCGUGGACUACGCGCUCGCGAACGCGAACGAGCGCGAGCGCUUAGACCUGACGUUGCUCACGAGCUUGAUCCCGAGAGCGGGCGAGGUUUCGCGGCCGCACGAUGAGCUGCCGUACGAGUGGCGCGCCAACGUGGAGGCGUCUCGCGAGGACGUCGCGUGGACGCUGCAGACGUUGAACCCGCACGCGCUCAUCUUGAGCGAGACGUGGGAGACGAAAUACGCGACGCGACGGUUCGUGGACGUGGACUCGGAGACGUUUCGCGCGUCGCUGCCCGUGGAGUCGACCGCCUUCGACGCGCACCAAACGGAGACGCGAGAGGCGUUGAAGAAGACGUUAUGGAGCGAGUGGGUCGUCGAGACCGCGGCCGUGUUCAACGACGACCCGCCCGCGUGCGUGAACGGCGACGCGGACGCCUUCUACGAGUCCAUCGCGACGCUGCAGUCGAACCAACUCCGCGGCUUGGUGCAAAAGAACGUCGACGCCUACGCGGCGUUUUUCGAAUCGCACGACGUCUCGGACCGAUUGACGACGUGCGAUCCGCUGUCGACGAUCCACGCGUGGUCCAAGCCCGCGGCGUUCGUCGUCCGCCUGAACCCGGACGUCGCCGCCGAAGAGCGCACGUCGUUCGACCCGCCGUUCGACGCGGUGACGGAGACGUGCGUCGCCGCGCUCGAUCGCUUCGUCGCCGCCGCCGCGGACGUGGUGACGCGCGUCAUGGAGAGGAACGCGAUCGCGCCGCGCGCGCUCGCGAAGCUGUUCGAUCCGUUCUUGGACCUCCUGACGCUCGACUUGGACGCGUUUUUGCAAAAGUUCAAGGAGAAGGAUCGAAGCUUGGAGAAAUACGCGGAGGAGAUCGACGCGUAUUUCGCCAAGGCGAGGGCGGUCCGCGCGACGUCGAUGGACCACGUCCGCGCGGGCGCGUACGUCGUCGACGUCACCGCGCUGAAGACGACGCUCGUGGACGUCGCGACGAGGACGGCGAAGGCGCUGCUAGAUCAAGUUCGAACCGCGUGUCUGGACGGGAACCGAAAAAUAAACGCGGCGUACGCGUUCAUGUCCGAAGAGGUUGUCAAAACGCCCACCACGAACGAGGAAGCGCUGAACCUUCGCAAGUACAUCAAGAACUGCGAGGCGGAGGAGAAGGCGAUCGGGUUGGAGAUCAAGGCGAACAAAGCUCGCGACGCGUUUCUGGAGGGGUACUACCACGAAGCGCCGCAGGAAGAUUUCGACGUCGCGAUCGAGGCGUACGGCUGGCCGGCGAAGAUGAAAGAGAUCAUGCGCGGCGCGUCGAUCGAGUCCAAGAAAGCCGAGCGCGCGUUCGAGGACAAGCUCAAGAAGGAGCGCGCGGCGUUCCAGGAGAAGAUCAUGUCGUACAGGAACGAAGUCGACGACCUCGCCGCGGAGGGCGACGUCGCGAGACGCGCCGAGGUGGCGGAGAUCGUCACGAAGCUCGCGGAGAACCUCGCGGCCGCGACGUCGUACGGCGAGGACCUCAACGUCAACGAGCGCUUGUUCGGGUGGGCGCCGACGAAGUUUAACCAGAUCACGCAGUACGUCAACCGGUUGGAGCCGUACCGGAAGCUGUGGACCAUCGCGAAUGGGUUUUUCCGCAACUCGCAGCAGUGGCUCACGGGCGCGUUCUCCAAGCUCGACUACGAAGCCGUCGAAGAGGAAGUCUCGGACCACUCGCGCAACAUCUUCAAGCUCGUCAAAGUGUUCAGCGGUCAGACCGGCGGGGAUCGGCAGCCGGAGGCGCUGCGCGUCGCGCUCGCCGCGCAGGAGAAGCUCGAGUCGUUCAAGACGCACCUCCCGCUGAUCGGCGCCGUGUGCAACCCGGGGUUGCGCGACCGGCACUGGGAGGCGAUGACCGAGGUGAUCGGCAUCGCCGGGUUCACGCUGCAGAAGGACGAGUACACGUCGCUGCAGCGACUCAUCGACAAGAACGUGCCGCAGCACCUCGCGAAGCUGAUCGAGAUCAGCGACUUCGCGUCCAGGGAGUGGAGCUUCGAGAAGACGCUCGACAAGAUGCUCGUGGACUGGGAGGGUCUGUGCUUCGGCCUCAAGCCGUGGAAGGAGACGGGGACGUUCAUCUUAGAGGGCGGCCCCAUCGACGAAGCGCAGGCUCUGCUGGACGACCACAUCGUGAAGACGCAGGCGAUGCGCGCGUCGCCGUUCGCGAAGCCGUUCGUGGAUCGCACGACGCCGUGGGAGGCGAAGCUCUUGCGGUUGCAAGACAUCGUCGACCAGUGGCUCAAGUGCCAGGCGAAGUGGCUCUACCUCGAGCCCAUCUUCGGGAGCGAGGAGAUCAUGAAGCAGAUCCCGACGGAGGGCGCGGCGUUCAUGUCCAUGGACGCCACGUGGCGGCAGAUUUGCUCGGACGUCCGCGCGACGCCGGAGGUGAUCGCGUGCGCGGAGAUGCCGGAUCUGCUCGAGAAGCUCCAGGGCGCCAACGCGGAGCUCGACGUCGUGGAGAAGGGUCUGAACGACUUCCUCGACACGAAGAAGCUCGCGUUCCCGCGGUUCUUCUUCCUGUCCAACGACGAGCUCCUGGAGAUUCUGUCCGAGGCGAAAGACCCGCUCAAGGUGCAGCCGUUCAUGAAGAAGUGCUUCGAGGCGGUGAAGGAGGUGGAGUUCACGAAGGCGAUCACGAUGAAAGCCAUGGUGUCCGUCGAGGGCGAGGUCGUGCCGCUGUCCAAAGAGAUCGACCCCGCGGAGACGGGCGCGGUGGAGAUGUGGAUGCUCGAGUUCGAGGACGUCAUGAAGGAGUCCAUGCGCGAGGUCACCGCGAAGUCCAUCGCGGAGUACGCCACCGUCUCGCGCGAAGAGUGGAUUCUCAACUGGCCGGGUCAGGUCGUCAUCGCGGGCUCGCAGGUGUACUGGACGAAAGAAGUCACCGACGCGAUCGUCGCGGACGGCCCGAAGGGCCUCGCGGCGUACGGCGAGAAGAGCAACGCGAACUUGACCAACAUCGUCAACAUGGUGCGCGGCGAGCUGAGCAAGCUCGAGCGCGCGACGAUGAGCGCGCUCGUGACCAUCGACGUCCACGCGAGAGACGUCGUCGUGCAGAUGGCGGAGGACGGCGUGAGCGACGCGCGCGACUUCAAGUGGCUCGCGCAGUUGAGGUACUUUUGGGAGGACGAGACGCUGCGCGUGAGGAUGAUCAACGCGGAGGCGCAGUACGGGUUCGAAUACCUCGGGAACUCGUCGCGGUUGGUCAUCACGCCGCUGACGGAUCGGUGUUACCGGACGCUGAUGGGCGCGAUUCACCUCAACUUGGGCGGCGCGCCCGCGGGUCCCGCGGGGACGGGCAAGACGGAGACGACGAAGGAUCUUUCGAAGGCGAUCGCGAUCCAGUGCGUCGUGUUCAACUGCUCGGACGGUUUGGAUUACAAAGCGAUGGGGAAGUUCUUCAAAGGCCUCGCCGCGUCCGGCGCGUGGGCGUGCUUCGACGAGUUCAACCGCAUCGAGCUCGAGGUUUUAUCCGUCGUGGCGCAGCAGGUGUUGUGCAUCCAGCGCGCGGUCGCCGCGAAAGUGAAGACGUUCGAGUUUGAAGGCGUCGAACUGCGAAUCAUUCCCACCGCGAACGUGUUCAUCACGAUGAACCCCGGGUACGCCGGCCGCUCCGAGCUGCCGGAUAACCUCAAGGCGUUGUUCCGCGACGUCGCGAUGAUGGUGCCGGAUUACGCGAUGAUCGCGGAGAUUAUUCUCUACUCGUUCGGCUACCUCGAAGCGAGAGACAUGGCUCGGAAGCUCGUGCAGACGUACCGCCUGUGCUCGGAACAGCUGUCGUCGCAGGAUCACUACGACUACGGCAUGCGCGCGGUGAUCUCCGUGUUGAGAGCCGCGGGUAACCUGAAGCGGAAGUUCACGGAGGAGCGAGAGGACGUGCUCAUGCUUCGCGCCAUCACGGACGUGAACCUUCCAAAGUUUUUAGACCAAGACGUCCCGCUGUUCCGCGGCAUCUUGAGCGACCUUUUCCCCGGCGUCGACCUCCCGGAGAUUGACUACGACAACCUCCUCGCGGCGAUGCGAAACAACACCAAGAAGGCGAAUUUGCAGCCGCUGCCGAGCUUCGAGGAGAAGAUCAUUCAACUCUACGAGAUGAUCAUCGUCCGGCACGGGUUGAUGAUCGUCGGCGAGUCGUUCGGGAUGAAGUCCUCGUGCAUCAGCGUGCUCGCGGGCGCGCUCGGCGAGCUCAACGAGAAAGGCCAGAACGGCGAGCAGAAGGUGAAGUACUACUGCAUCAACCCGAAGAGCAUCACGAUGGGGCAGCUGUACGGCGCGGAGGACCCCGUCUCGAAAGAGUGGGCGGACGGCAUCCUCGCGGUUACGUUUCGAAACGCCGCGAGGGAUACCUCCCCGGACCGCAAGUGGGUCGUCUUCGACGGCCCCGUGGACGCCAUCUGGAUCGAAAACAUGAACACCGUCCUCGACGACAACAAGAAGUUGUGCUUAAACAGCGGCGAGAUCAUCGCGAUGCAGGGGCUCAUGAACAUGAUCUUCGAAGUCGCGGACCUGGCCGUGGCGUCCCCCGCCACCGUCUCGCGGUGCGGGAUGGUCUACGUCCAACCCUCGCUGCUCGGCUGGCGGCCGGUGUUCUUGUCCUGGCUCGACACGCUCCCGCCGACGCUGAACGAGCCGCAGAAGGAGCAGAUCACCGGAAUGUUCGACUGGCUCGUCCCGCCGUGCCUUCGCAUCGCGACGAAGAUGUGCAAGCAGCCGCAGCCGAUGCAAGAGAUCAACCUCGCGCAAUCGCUCAUGCGUCUCUACGAGUCUCUGCUCGACGAGUUCCGCGACGAAGAGAAAGUCGCGGAGAUGAACAAGCUCAUGCAGGCGGUGUGGCUCGACUCGCUGUUCUUGUUCGCGCUCGUGUGGUCCAUAGGCGCGAGCGUGGACCAGGAGGGCAGGGUGAAGUUCGACGCGAUGCUUCGACAGCUCCUCGCGGGCGACGUCCCCGAGGAGCUGAAGAUUUGGAUGACCGCGGAGCCGCGCAAAGUCACGAAGCUCAUUCCGGACGCGAACGGCGCGACGGUGUACGACUUCGUGUUUGACAAGGCGACCGGGCAGUGGGCGAAGUGGACGGCGACGCAGGAGGACGCGCCGAUCGCGGAGGAGGCGACGUACACGUCGAUCAUCGUCCCCACCGUGGACACGAUUCGAUACACGUAUCUCAUCGACACGUUCGUCCUCCAUCAGAAAAACUUUCUCUUCGUCGGCCCCACGGGCACGGGAAAGACGGCGUACAUCAAACAGCACGUCGCGAACGGUAUUGACCCGGAGAAGUACUCGUACCUGUUCAUGAACUUCAGCGCGCAGACGAGCGCGAACAUGACGCAGGACAUCGUCGACGGGAAGAUGGACAAGCGGAGGAAGGGGGUGUACGGGCCGCCGCCGGGGAAGAAGAUGGUCGUCUUCGUGGACGACCUGAACAUGCCGCAGGUGGAAGAGUACGGCGCGCAGCCGCCCAUCGAGCUGCUGCGACAGUUCAUGGACUACAGCGGGUGGUACGAUCGCAAAGAGCUCGUGUUUCGAAAGCUCGUGGACACGCAGAUCAUCGCCGCGAUGGGCCCGCCCGGCGGCGGGCGGAACAACGUCACGAACCGAUACCUGCGGCACUUCAGCGUCGUGUGCGCGACGCCGUUCGACGGCGAGACGAUGAGCAAAAUCUUCGGCACGCUCGUCGACUGGUGGAUAAAGAAGGAAGAGAUCCCCGACGCCGCGGUCAAGCUCAAGACGAGGCUCGUGGACGCGACGAUCGACCUGUACGAGACGGUGCAGCUCGAGCUCCUCCCCACGCCGAUGAAGUCGCACUACACGUUUAACCUCCGAGACGUCUCGAAGGUGUUUCAGGGGAUAUGCUCGACGACGUCCGCGUCGAUCGAGGACGCGCCGCAGCUCGCGCGACUGUGGGUGCACGAGUCUCUGCGCGUGUUCGCGGAUCGACUCACGGACGAGCCGGACCGAGAGUGGUUCUUCGGGCUCGCGAAGCGCCUGACGGAGAAGCACUUCAAGUCUGCGGUGGGCGAGUUCAACAAAGUCUUCGCGCGGUUGGACGUCAACGAAGACGGCGAGAUCGACGCGCACGAGCUCAGACGGCUGAUGUUCGGCGACUUCAUGGUCCCCGGGGCGGACCCGAAGAUUUACGCGGAGCUGGACGACUUUGACCAGGUCGUGGACGUCGUCGGCGAGUACCUCUCCGAUUUCAACUCGACGUCGAAAAAACCGAUGCACUUGGUGUUGUUCCUAUACGCGCUCGAGCACGUGUGCCGCAUCUGCAGGAUCAUCUCUCAGCCCGGCGGGCACGCGCUGCUGGUCGGCGUCGGAGGGAGCGGGAGGCAGUCGCUCACGCGCCUCGCCGCGGUCAUGGCGGACUUUAACGUCUUUCAGAUCGCCAUCAGUAAGUCCUACGGCAAGGCGGAGUGGCACGACGACCUGAAGAAGAUGAUGAAGAUGGCGGGCGAGGCGAACAAAAAUACCGUCUUCCUCUUCAGCGACACGCAAAUCAAUCACGAGUACUUCGUGGAGGACAUCUCGAACAUCCUGAACACCGCGGAGGUGCCGAACUUGAUGGAUAACAGCGACUACUCCACGAUCUUCGAGAACAUCCGCGGCAGGGCGAAGGCGGCGGGGAUGGACGGCAGCAAAGACUUGAUGCGAAAUUUCUUCACGUCCGAGGUGAAGAAAAACUUGCACGUCGUCCUGUGCUUCUCCCCCGUCGGCGACGCGUUCCGCGAGCGCCUUCGCAAGUUCCCGUCGCUCGUGACGUGCACGACGAUCGACUGGUUCAGCGCGUGGCCCGAGGACGCGCUCAAGAACGUCGCGACUGAGUUUUUGUCGGAUGUCAACGUCCCCGACGAGAUGAAAGCGCCGUUGUCUGACAUGUGCGUCGCGAUGCACAGCUCGGUGCACAAGCUCUCCUCGCGCUUCCUCAGCGAAGCGCGACGGCACUUCUACGUCACCCCGACGUCGUACUUGGAGCUCAUAAGCUCGUACAAGGACCUCCUGAAGAAGAAACAGAACGAGGUGAUGACGGUGCGGAAGCGAUACGAAGUCGGCUUGGAAAAGCUCGUCGUCACGGAGCAAUCCGUCGCGACGAUGCAAGAGGAGCUCACCGCGUUGCAGCCCGAGCUCGAGAAGGCCACGGUCGAGACCGAAGCCGCGAUGGUGACCAUCGCCGCGGAGACGGUGGAGGCGGACAAGAUCAAAGAAGUCGUCGCGAAGGACGAGGCGACGGCGUCGGAGGAGGCGGCGCGCGUCAAGGCUAUCAAAGAGGAGUGCGAGGGCGACCUCGCCGAGGCGAUGCCGCUUCUUAACGCCGCGAUCGCCGCGCUGGACACGCUGACGAAGAACGACAUCACGGAGGUGAAGGGCAUGAAAGCGCCGCCGCCCGCGGUGAAGCUCGUCAUGAAGGCGGUGUGCAUCUGCAAGGGCGUGAAACCCGUGCGCAUGAAGGACCCGGACACGGGGAAGAUGGGGAACGAUUACUGGGAGGCGUCGAAGAAGAUGCUCAUGAACGACAAGUUUUUGGACUCCCUUCGCUCGUACGACAAGGACAACAUCAAGCCGAAGAUCAUCAAAGAGAUCCGACCGAUCAUCAAGAAGCCCGAGUUCGCGCCGGAGAAGAUCAAGAAAGCCUCCAUGGCUGCGUACGGCUUAUGCUGCUGGGUCCGAGCGAUGGAGGCGUACGACCGCGUCGCGAAAGUCGUCGGCCCGAAGAAGAUCGCCCUCGCCGGCGCCGAGUCCGACCUCGCGAUCGUCAUGGAGCAGCUCAAGGUGAAGCAAGACGAGCUGCAAAAGGUGGUGGACAAAGUCCAGGCCCUGAACGACGAUCUGAAGGGGAAGCAAGACACGAAAGCGCAGCUCGAGGCGGACGUGGAGAUGUGCAAAGUCAAGCUCGAGCGCGCGCGGAAGCUCAUCGACGGCUUGGGCGGCGAGAAGGUCCGAUGGACCGCCGCCGCGAAGAAGCUCGUGAUCGACUACGACGCGCUCACCGGCGACAUCCUCCUCUCCUCCGGGUGCAUAUCGUACCUCGGCGCGUUCACCGCGACGUACCGAGAGGAGACGACCGCGCGGUGGGUACAGCUGGCGGAGGCUGGCGGGAUUCCGUGCGACCCCAAGUACGCGCUCGUCAACGUGCUCGGUGACCAGGUGAAAAUUCGCCAGUGGAACAUCCAAGGCCUUCCGAAGGAUAACUUCAGCGCGGAGAACGGCGUGAUGCUCGACUUUGGCCGGCGCUGGCCGCUGUUCAUCGACCCGCAAGGUCAGGCGAACAAGUGGAUCCGGUCCAUGGAGGAGGAGCGCGGGUUGAUAUCCAUCAAGCUCUCAGACGCGGACUACAUGCGCACGCUUGAAAACGCGUUGCAGUUUGGCAAACCCGUGCUCCUCGAGAACGUCGGCGAGAGCCUCGACGCGUCGCUCGAGCCGCUGCUAUUGAAGCAGACGUUCAAACAAGGCGGCGCGCUGUGCAUCAAGCUCGGCGACGCGACCGUGGAGUACAACAAAGAGUUUUCCUUCUACAUCACCACGAAGAUGCGCAACCCGCACUACGCGCCCGAGCUGUGCACGAAGGUUUCUCUGCUCAACAUGAUGAUCACCCCGGACGGUCUCGAGGAUCAGCUCUUGGGCGUGAUCGUCGGCAAGGAGCGUCCGGACCUCGCGGAGGAGAAGAAUCAGCUCAUCAUCGCGGGCGCGGCGAAUAAGAAGCAGCUCAAGGAGAUCGAGGAUCAGAUUUUGAAGGUGCUGUCGUCGUCGGAGGGGAACAUCUUGGAGGACGAGGGCGCGGUGAAAAUUCUCAGCGCGUCGAAGGUUUUGUCGGAUGAAAUCUCCGAGAAGCAAAAAGUCGCGGACGAGACGGAGGCGGCGAUCGACGAAACCCGCGCCGGGUACCGCCCGCUCGCGAAGCACAGCAGCAUCAUGUUCUUCUGCGUCGUCGACCUCGCGAACAUAGGCGACAUGUACCAGUACUCGCUCCAGUGGUUCACGGAUUUAUUCAUCCGCGGCAUCGACGACGCGGAGCUCUCCGUGGACGUUCCGACGAGGCUGAAGAACAUCACGUCGCACUUCACGUUCUUCCUGUACGUCAACGUGUGUCGGUCGCUGUUUGAGAAGGAUAAGCUCCUGUACGCCUUCUUGAUCGCGACGAAGAUUUUGCUCGCGGACGACGGCGGCGCCGGCGCCGAGGAGGUUGAAAAGAGAGAGGCGAUGAAGAUCGACGGCGAGGAGCUGCGAUUCUUCCUCACCGGCGGGAUCUCCACGGGCGAGAACGCGAUCGCGAACCCGGCGCCGGAGUGGCUGAGCGAUAAGGCGUGGGGCGAGCUCCUUCGAUCGCGGGACCUUCCCGGGAUGCGCGCCAAGAACGGCCCUAAGGGGGAUCUCGUCGCGGACGUCAUCGCGGAUCCGAGCCGAUGGAAGGUGCUGUACGACUCGACGGAGCCGCAGAGCGUCGCGUUCCCGGAACCGUGGCACGAGCAGCUCGCGCCGCUGCAGAGGAUGAUCGUCCUGCGCGCGUUCCGCCCCGAUAAGGUUGUCCCCGCGAUCACCGACUACGUAUCCGACGUCAUGGGUCGGAGGUACGUCGAGCCGUUGCCGUUUGACCUGGGCGCGUGCUUCGAGGACUCCUCCCCGGGCGUGCCUCUGGUGUUCGUGUUGUCCGCGGGCUCGGACCCGAUGGCGAACCUGCUCACGUUCGCGGCGUCUCGGAAUAACACGCGCGUCGAGGCGGUCAGUCUGGGUCAAGGCCAGGGCCCGACCGCGAUCAGGCUCAUCGAGCAGGCGAUGCGCGAGGGGUUCUGGGUCAUCUUGCAAAACUGCCACCUCGCGGCGUCGUUCAUGGCGGAGUUGGAGCAAGUUUGCGAGAUCAAGAUCAAGCAAAAGGUGAAGAAGCUCUGGCUGACGUCGUACCCGUCGCCGAUAUUCCCGAUAUCGAUCCUGGAGAACAGCGUGAAGAUGACGAACGAAGCGCCGAAGGGUUUGCGAGCCGGUCUGCUCCGCACGUUCACGUCCGAUCCUCUGUCCGACCCGGAGUUUUACGAGUCGUGCUCGAAACCCGAGGCGUGGCGAAAGAUGGUCUUCGGCCUCGCGUUUUUCCACUCGUACAUGCAAGAGCGUCGAAAGUACGGCGCCAUCGGAUUUAACAUCCCGUACGAGUUCAACGAGAACGAUCUACGAAUUUCGAUUCGACAGCUGAAGAUGUUCUUGGACGAGUACGAGGAGGUGCCGUACGACACGCUGUCGUACACGUGCGGCGAGUGCAACUACGGCGGCAAAGUCACGGAUGGGCACGAUCGCGUUACAGUCGAGUGCAUCUUAAAGCUCUUCUAUUGCCCCGAAAUUUUGACCGACGGGUACGCCUUCUCGGACAGCGGCCUGUACAGAGCCCCGGAGCACGGCGAGUACCAGUCGUACCUGGACUACGUCAACACCCUGCCCCUGAUCGCCGCCGCGGAGGUGUACGGCUUCCACGCCAACGCGGACAUCACGAAGGACGUUUUGGACACGGAGUCGACGCUCGACGCGUUCAUGAUGACCCAGUCGCGCGACGAGAGCGGCGGCGGGAAAUCCGCCGAGGAGGUGAUCGGCGAGGUCGCCGCGGAUCUGAUCGAGCGCCUGCCACCGAACUUCGACAUCGAGCUCGCGGAGAAGGCGUACCCGGUGGAGUACUACGAGAGCAUGAACACGGUGCUGACGCAGGAGCUCGGUAGGGUGAACGUGUUGCUGACGGUGAUUCGCAACUCGCUCGUGAACUUGGGCAAGGCGGUGAAGGGCCUCGUGCUCAUGAGCGACGAGCUCGAUAAGGUUGGCAAGGCGCUGUACGACGGCAAGGUGCCCGCGAAGUGGCUGAAGAAGUCGUUCCCGUCGCUGAAGCCGCUGGGGUCGUACUUUAGGGAGGUGGUGGAGAGAGUGGCGUUUUUCCGCAAGUGGGUGGACGAGGGGAUCCCGUCGACGUUUCCUCUGUACGCGUUUUUCUUCACGCAGGCGUUUCUCACCGGGUCGAAGCAAAAUUACGCGCGGAAGCACAAGGUGGAGAUCGACAAGGUGGACUUCGACUACCAAGUCCUCGACGGCGACGAGUCGUCGUUCACGACGAAGCCCGAGGACGGGGUGUACUGCUUCGGGAUGCACCUCGACGGCGCCGCGUGGUCCCCCGCGGAGCGCUCGCUGUGCGAGUCCGAGCCCAAGGUGCUGUACUGCCCCGCGCCGGGGGUGCACAUGAUGCCCGCGCAGGUGAAGGACUUUAAGAAGUACACGCACUACAGCUGUCCGCUGUAUAAGACCGCGGACAGACGAGGGAUCUUGUCCACGACGGGGCACUCGACGAAUUUCGUGAUGGACAUUCGAAUGCCGUGCUCGCAAGGGAACGAUCACUGGAUCCGACGCGGCGCGUGCCUGCUCCUGUCGCUGAAGGAUUAAUUACUAAUAAGAGAUGAACGAGGAGGAACGGGAAGCGAACGACAACUAGUAUGUUAACCAACCGCGGACGUCCGAUCGAUCGACGUCCGCCGGUGAACCCUAGACAGACUGUAAUGUAUUUAC